AUGAAACCGAAACGUGUAAACACAGAGAAGGAGAAGGAGAAGGAGGAGACGAAACACAGAGAAGGAGGAGACGAGACGAUGAGCAAAAAGGAGUCGAAGACAUCAGAAAAACUGAAAAAGCAUUGGUUCACAAACUUGCUAAACUCACGGAUAUCACAAUUAGAUAUCUUUCGAGACAUUUUCUCAUGGGUCAGUCUUAUGGUAUGCUCAACAUAUUCAACUGACCCAUUUCUUCAACAACGCCUGGACAGGGUUGGUUGGCUCCCAAGUCAAACCUUUAACAUCAACUUUGAACACUAUUCUGGUUAUGUCACUGUUAAUGACCAAGCUGGGAGGUCACUGUUCUAUUGGUUCAUUGAGGCUCAAGAAGACCCUCACUCCAAACCCCUUGUUUUAUGGCUCAAUGGAGGGCCUGGAUGUUCAUCCAUUGCUUAUGGGGAAGCAGAGGAAAUUGGUCCUUUUCAUAUAAAGUCAGAUGGCAAGACCCUUUACCUGAAUCCUUAUUCUUGGAAUCAAGUUGCCAACAUUCUUUUUCUUGACUCUCUUGUUGGAGUUGGAUUUUCGUAUUCAAAUACUUCAUCUGACAUUCAGAACAAUGGUGAUAAGAGGACAGCUGAGGACUCUUUGACAUUUCUACUGAAGUGGUUUGAACGUUUUCCACAUUAUAAAGGAAGGGAUUUUUUUAUCAGUGGUGAGGGCUAUGCAGGGCAUUAUGUUCCUCAACAUAGCCAAGUUAUUGUGAAGUACAACUUUGCUACUAAAGAAAAUGCUAUAAAUCUGAAAGGUUACAUGGUAGGAAAUGCUUUAACAGAUGAUUUCCAUGAUCAAUUGGGGAUUUUCCAGUUUAUGUGGUCAAAUGGUUUGAUUUCGGAUCAAACAUACAAGCUCUUGAACCUACAUUGUGAUUUUCAGUCAAUAAUACACCCAUCAGAUUCAUGUCAAAAAAUUAGUAAUAUUGCUGAUAAAGAACUUGGCAAUAUAGAUCCAUACAGUAUCUUUACUCCUUCGUGCCAUGUUAAUGUUAGCCGGUCAAAUCAGCUGGUGAGAAGAACGCGUGUAAGUUUUCCCUUUCUGUGCUAUUAUUUAACUGGUUUCUUAUUCUUUUCUUAUGCUCUUAAGGAGCCAAAAAUUGCUGGUCGUUGA
This is a messenger RNA of Gastrolobium bilobum, 1143 nucleotides long. Its product is annotated as serine carboxypeptidase-like 29. Bases 1 to 1143 code for a protein of 380 amino acids. Gene Ontology annotation, molecular function: serine-type carboxypeptidase activity. Gene Ontology annotation, biological process: proteolysis. The record is from RefSeq and is a predicted model, not a curated record. The transcript is spliced from 8 exons. NCBI's taxonomy places the organism in Eukaryota, Viridiplantae, Streptophyta, Magnoliopsida, Fabales, Fabaceae. Gene Ontology annotation, cellular component: vacuole.